Parnassius apollo (apollo) is the source of this 765-nucleotide messenger RNA. The record is from the annotation of a GenBank genome assembly. NCBI's taxonomy places the organism in Eukaryota, Metazoa, Arthropoda, Insecta, Lepidoptera, Papilionidae.
AUGGACUUCAGUAACAAAGUUGUCAUAAUAACGGGUGCCAGCAGCGGUAUUGGGGCGGCUGCAGCUGUUUUAUUUGCAAAACAAUCUGCUAAAGUUGUGUUAGUGGGAAGAAACGAGACGAAGUUAUUAGAUAUUGCAAAGAAAUGCAAGGAUGCCAAAGGUAUUGAGCCCCUAACUGUCAGAGCGGACCUUACUAACGAUGAAGACGUAAAAAAAAUAUUUGAUGAAACGAUUAAACACUUUGGGCGUAUAGAUGUCCUUGUGAAUAAUGCCGGUAUUGGAUUUCGUGGCGGUAUCCGCGAUGGUGUAGAAAUAUAUGACCGCGCUAUGGCAACUAAUGUUCGUCCUGUCUAUUUGUUGACCAGUCUAGCUACGCCUUACCUCGUCCAAUCUAAGGGGAAUGUCAUUAACGUGUCAAGUGUUGCCGCUUUGAAACCAAUAAAAGAUGUUGCAUUUUUGGCAUAUUGUAUGUCAAAAGCCGCACUCGAUCAGUUCACUAGAUGUGUUGCUUUAGAAUUAGCAGGAGAUGGUGUUCGAGUAAACUCAGUAAAUCCAGGCGCUACAAAGACUAAUUUUGCGGAAGCUGCAGGAAUGAGUAAAGAACAAACGGAAAAAUUAUAUGAAAGCCGAGACCAAAAUAAUCCGCUUCGCAAAAUGGCGAAAAGUGAAGAGGUCGCUGACCUAAUUUUAUAUCUUGCAAGUGAUCGCGCUGCUAGUAUAACAGGUGCUACUUUCGUGAUAGAUAACGGUGAAAUGUUAGUGUAA